Molecule: messenger RNA, 695 nt
Organism: Fusarium redolens
Lineage: Eukaryota; Fungi; Ascomycota; Sordariomycetes; Hypocreales; Nectriaceae
Exons: 2
Coding region: 225-686 (153 amino acids)
Source: RefSeq, a predicted model, not a curated record
CAGGCACAUGAAUAGUCGUGAAUAGCUUCAAUCAAACAAUAACAAGAUGAUAGAAAUAUCGCUCUAUGCUUAGGUCUUACCCCUCUUGAUCACGUCGCGUCAGCAUUUAGGUUGGGGUCUGAAGCUUGGCCUGAACCUGGUUUAAAUACAACUCUAGCGGUCAUCCAGGCAGGGUCACUUCUAUUUCUGCUUACCCUUGAAACCCCAUCUCGAUAGUAACCAGAAUGUCGGAAACGAACCCGAUCCCAAUCAUUCUCUGCGGAAAAACUGAAUUCAUCGGUGAAAGAGUGGUUGAAGCUCUCAAGCCAGAAAUUGAAGUUGUUCAGUUCGUCUUACCCGGAGACUCGGGACAAGUCAUCAUACCAGCUCUUCUUGCCAGUAAAGGUCCGCCAUCUCAUCCUGACAGCAGCGCCAUUGGUUCCGGGAAUUACAAUAAUGCUCCCCGCGCCGUUGUGCUAGGAGGGGCUUUUGAAGAAUCCGACAUAGCUACCCUGCGAUAUGCCGUCAAAACCGUUAAUGGAGCCCGCGGUGUGGCUUGGCUCCGUCAGGAUACAACCCAACCAGCACCUCCGGUUACAUCGCCUGAGUACCCUAAGCUCAUGACAAGGAGGACCAAAGAGGCGAUAAUCAAGCUUGAUAAGGAGGGGAAAUUGGAUGGAACAUAUGACGGACUUGAGUGGUACUAGGACGCGAUA